AUGCAGAUUAUGCCAGACGAUUCCAGCAAUUCCGACAACAGCGAGGAAACCCACGCGCAGGGUCGCUCGGACGACGAGGAAAUAACAGGCGCUGCUAACAAGCCCUUCCAACAGCCAAACCCCAUCUCCGACGAGGAAAUAACAAGCGCCGCUGACAAGCCCUACCGAGAGCCAAACCCCAUCUCCGACGAGAACGGUGCCGGCACAGCCAAUGCCCCCGCCGAGUCCAGCGAUGGCAUUGGCCGCGACACUUUGUUCACCGAGCUUGGAGACCCUGGCGCGUACCUGCACUGCGGCGGCUGCGGCGAGGACCAUGCAGCAGGGUACUUCUCGACGAAGCUAGAAGAAUAUCGCGUAUUACACUUCACAAUGUCGAAAAUAUCGUUUCGCCACGAACAAGGUUCUCCUGUCAAAGCCUGGUGGUGCCCCCACUACUCAGCCGCCGAGCUGCAGCGCGAGCACGGGUCAGAAAACGAAAGAGUGCGAGCGGCCGUGAUUCGUCGCCACGGAGGCGACGCUGCCCCAGGAGUCCAAAUCCUCUGA
Molecule: messenger RNA, 543 nt
Organism: Lasiosphaeria miniovina
Lineage: Eukaryota; Fungi; Ascomycota; Sordariomycetes; Sordariales; Lasiosphaeriaceae
Exons: 2
Coding region: 1-543 (180 amino acids)
Source: RefSeq, a predicted model, not a curated record